Messenger RNA from Copidosoma floridanum, 3387 nucleotides. RefSeq names its product nuclear hormone receptor 4 (gene Hr4). The record is from RefSeq and is a predicted model, not a curated record. Gene Ontology annotation, molecular function: DNA-binding transcription factor activity; sequence-specific DNA binding; zinc ion binding. Gene Ontology annotation, biological process: regulation of DNA-templated transcription. NCBI's taxonomy places the organism in Eukaryota, Metazoa, Arthropoda, Insecta, Hymenoptera, Encyrtidae.
AUGUGCGCCAAGAUGAGUGUGCUGCAAGGCCGACACUUAGGAAUUAUGACCCUUACGAGCAGCCCGUGUGAGCUAGACAACAUGAGCUUGUUUCAAGACCUCAAGUUGAAAAGGAGAAAAGUAGAUUCCCGAUGCAGUUCGGAUGACUCGCCGGUGUCCUCGGCGGACUCGCCGCUGGGGCUGCAGCCACAGGAGGCCUCGCCUUCACCACUAAACUUUCCUGCUCCAGGGGAGAGCGUGGGCGCUGACACCUCGACAUCCUCGCCGGACGCCAACAUGCCGGGCUCGCCGGGCUGCCCGAUCGUCAAAGUCAAGUCGGAGUACCUACGCGGUAGCCCGAGCCCCGGAACUCGCGACAUAUGUCUCCAGCGCAACGCUCAAGCGCAGGCUCAUCACCAGCAGCAGGCGUUGAACAAACAACAACAGCAGCAGCAGCAGCACCAAGCGCAGGAUUCGGCAACGGAGCGCGCCUCGCCGGACUCGGUGUUUCCCGAUCUGGCUGCUCCUAGACUGAACCAGCAGAGCAGCGUUGCCAAACAGGCUGACAACCAUCACCACCAGCAUCACCACCACCACCACCACCAUCAGCAGCAUCAACAACAGCAGCGGAGAUCCUACACACCAGCGCCCACGAGAUCGCCACCACACUCGCCCGCACAGGCAGUCUCGAGUACGCCGUCGACUCCGCUGCCCCAGGAGCAGGUGACGAGCCGGAGCAACGACGCGUCCGAGCGCAACCUCAGCUCCGCCCAAUCCAAAGAAGAGUCCGGCAACUCUGUCUUCGACGGCGGUGGAGGUGGCCACAUUACCCCAAACAACGCGAACAACUCCAACGCCAACAACAUUGGCAACGCCAAUCACGGAAACGCCAACAACAGCAACGCCACUAUCGCGAACAACAACACUAGCAGCAGCAACAGCAGCAGCAUCAGCAACAGUAGUAGUAACUCACGCCCGGAAAACAACAACUGCGUGCAGUCGAUAGUGCACAGAGGCAGUCCCUCGGCCCAGUACCACCAGGCCAGUCCCAGUCCUAAUCAUCAGCAACAGCAGCAGCAGCAGCAGCAGCACUCGCCCCAGCAUACGUUGCCAAGGUCGAGGGGGCCGGCGCUACCGCCGCAUCUGCUGAAUCCCCUGCCACUCUGGCCGCAGAUGUCCAGCGUCUCGGGCUACGCGAACCAGAGGCUACUCAACGGCGUCAUCAGUAGCUACGUAACCGGCAACAACGGGGCUGCUGCCGCAGCGGCAGUGGCAGCAGUCGCGGCGGCCAACGCCAACAACAACAACAACAACAGUAAUAACAACAAUGGCACUAGCGCCGCCACUGCUGGUAUGAAGCCGCCGGCUCAACGAUCGGUCCCAGCAGCGCCAACACGGCCACCACCCACGGUGAUGAUGGGCGAGGUCGGCGGAGUGCGGACGAUGAUCUGGUCGGUACCGGCGACCGAGCUUCCGAGCGCGUCGACGCCGGGCUCGCCAGCCCCCUGGACGACGCCCGCGCUGGCCUCGACCUCGUGCUCGUCGAGCGAGGAGUCGGCGGCCGCCCAGCUGCUCCUGAAUCUCGGCCAGGAAUCGAGAGCCAACACUCCGCCAGUGAGUUCGGCGUCGCACACCGCGCCUCCCGUGCCCCUGCUCAACAUGGAGAGGCUCUGGGCGGGCGACAUAACUCAACUGCCGGCCUCCCAGCAAAUACAGGCGCUAAACCUCACGGCCUCAGGUUCGCAGCAACAGCAGCAGCAACAGCAAACGUGGGUGAGGAAUGGCAGUCUGUCGAAGGCCGAGGGACAAUUGGGACAGCAGGGAUUGGUCGGACAGACAGCCCAACAGGGCCAGCCCGUGCAACAGCCUGAACACGAGGAGGAGGAGACGCCGAUGAUCUGCAUGAUCUGCGAGGACAGGGCGACCGGCCUUCAUUACGGGAUCAUCACGUGCGAGGGCUGCAAGGGUUUCUUCAAAAGGACAGUACAAAACAGGCGGAUAUACACCUGCGUGGCUGAAGGUGGCUGUGAGAUCACGAAAGCGCAGAGGAACAGGUGUCAGUACUGCCGAUUUAAAAAGUGCAUGGAUCAGGGUAUGGUACUGCAGGCCGUAAGAGAGGAUCGGAUGCCCGGCGGACGGAAUUCCGGUGCUGUCUACAAUCUGUACAAGGUCAAGUAUAAAAAACACAAGAAGGCGAACAAGAGCAACGUCACGAGCAGUAUGGGUGUCUUGGGUGGGACAGGCGUAGGGGCGGGACACAUGAGUACCGGUGUCAACGGUGCGGCCGGCAACAAACCAAACCUCACGCCGACGAUGCUGGACAAGCACAUGGCCGCUGCAGCUGCUGUUGCCGUUCAUCAACAGCAGCAACAACAGCAACAACAGCAACAUCAACAGCAACAGCAACAACAGCAACAGCAACAACAGCAACAGCAGCAGCAACAGCAGCAGCAACACGUGCAGCACAUAGCCAGCAGUUUUCUGCAGCAGCACCAUCACCACCAUCACAAGAUAACGUCGGGCGACGGUGGACUGGCCCAGCUGGCGACCAGCCACCCGGUGCAUCAUACCCAUUUUGUGAACGGGACUAUUCUCAAGACUGCUCUUACUAACCCCUCAGAAGUGGUGCAUUUACGUCAGAGGCUAGAUAACGCGGUGAGUAGUUCGCGGGACCGAAACAUCUCGCUGGACAAGGCCCUCGCCAUGGUUCAAAUACUGAUGGACUGCGACGAGACCCGGCAGCUAGCCACACUCGACAAUUUGGACGAACUGCUGGACCCAAAGUCAAACCUCAACGACAAGCUGAUCCAGAUCGGCGACACGAUCGUUCACAAGCUCGUACAGUGGACCAAAAGGCUGCCCUUCUAUCUCGAGAUUCCAGUACAGGUGCACACGAAACUGCUCACGCACAAGUGGCACGAACUACUCGUCAUCACAACCUCGGCCUUUCAGGCGAUGGAGGACAUGCGGACGGACAGCGUACCCAUCGAUUACAGUCAGGAGGUCUCGAACAAUAUGUACAGGUUGCAGGCGUGCCUGACCAGUAUGAUGGGUCGACCGAUCACGAUGGACCAGCUGAAGCAGGACGUCGGACUCAUGGUCGAGAAAAUCACGUACGUGACCCACGUAUUCAAGAGGAUCAAGCUCACGAUGGAGGAGUACGUCUGCAUGAAAAUCAUCAUACUGCUCCAGCAAGCACGAUGCGGUAUGCCAGAGUUGGAACAAAUAUACGAUCGGUAUUUGAGCUGUUUACGAAGUUACCUCGAACACAGUGCUCCGCAGCAGCCCAAUCGUUUUAACGAACUUCAAGCCAGAUUGCCCGAAAUACAAUCGGCGGCAGCUCUACUGCUCGAGAGUAAAAUGUUCUACGUCCCUUUCCUAUUGAACGUGGACGUCGAAGAAAGAUAG